This is a messenger RNA of Spodoptera litura, 2248 nucleotides long. Its product is annotated as proton-coupled zinc antiporter SLC30A2. Gene Ontology annotation, molecular function: zinc ion transmembrane transporter activity. Gene Ontology annotation, biological process: response to zinc ion; zinc ion transmembrane transport. Gene Ontology annotation, cellular component: plasma membrane. Lineage: Eukaryota; Metazoa; Arthropoda; Insecta; Lepidoptera; Noctuidae. The record is from RefSeq and is a predicted model, not a curated record.
CCAUUGUUUUGUCCGGCAAAACGUUAGGCUUACUUCAUAGACCGUCAGUCGUGCCGCGUCGCCGAGUCGCAGCUGUGAUUGACAACGAGCUAGUGUUGACGUGCGCGCAUAGUUUAUUACGACUACGAAAUGUCAUCUAAUAUAAUUAGCGAUAAAUAUGCAAACGAUACGAAAUUGAACAGUUUUAGUGCAUUUACAGAUAAAAGUUUGGCGCCAAUAAACGGGCGGUAUAGAUCGAAGAGUUUGUCAAGUGAUAAGUUGAAUAAAACGAAUGCGGAUCGUGCGGCGAUAUUAGAAGACGUCGAAGACCAUCAUGUUACAGAAAAGUCUGAGACUCCAGGCUGCCUAGUCGGUAACAGAGUCACGGAGCAAGGAGGUCACAACACGAUGAAUGGAUUCAAAGAGGGCAAAGUAUCGUACGGCACAGACAGCCCGGCACGAGGUCGCCGGGUCAUAUUCUGCGUGCACGGCAACCCUUCCACAGGAUGCUGUGCAGUCAUAGAAACCAGCGCAGACGGAGACGAUGGCGAACAACGUAAUGGAAGCAUUUCAGAAGUUGAAAGGCAUUGUCACAGAUCGAGGAACGAAGAAAUAGACAAAAGGGCAAGAAGAAAGUUGAUAAUAGCCAGCAUAUUAUGUGUUAUAUUUAUGAUAGGUGAAAUUGUAGGUGGUUACUUAUCAAACAGUUUAGCGAUAGCCACAGACGCUGCCCACCUUCUAACAGACUUUGCUAGCUUUAUGAUAUCGCUGUUCUCGCUAUGGGUAUCCAGCCGACCAGCUACAAGACGAAUGCCGUUCGGCUGGUACCGUGCGGAAGUAAUAGGUGCAUUAACAUCGGUGCUCCUGAUCUGGGUGGUGACGGGAGUGUUGGUGUACAUGGCGGUGCAGCGCGUCAUAUACAAAGAGUUCGGGAUCAACGCCACUGUCAUGCUCAUCACCUCCGCUGUUGGAGUCGCCGUCAACCUUAUUAUGGGCCUGACGCUGCACCAGCACGGCCACAGCCACGGCGGGGGCGGACACGGACACUCGCACGGAGGGAACAACCCCGUACUUAAUAAUAAGGAGCGCGCGGACUCGGACGCGGAGAGCGCGGCGUCGGCGCACGCGCACGCGCAGGAGAACAUCAACGUGCGCGCCGCCUUCAUACACGUGCUCGGGGACUUCCUGCAGAGCUUCGGCGUACUCAUCGCCGCCAUCGUCAUAUACUUCCAGCCGAGCUGGAGUCUAGUAGAUCCAAUCUGCACGUUCCUUUUCUCCGUGCUGGUACUCAUCACCACCUUCAACAUCAUCAAGGACGCACUCCUCGUACUCAUGGAGGGAUCACCUAGAGGCGUGGACUUCCAGGAGGUAGCCAAUACGUUCCUGUCGCUGCCCGGCGUGGUCCGCGUCCACAACCUGCGCAUGUGGGCUCUCUCACUCGAUAAGACUGCACUCUCCGCGCAUCUAGCCAUACGUACCGGAGUAAGUCCGCAGAAGGUAUUAGAAGAAGCGACCAGGUUGGUACACGACAAGUAUAACUUCUUCGAGAUGACGCUGCAGAUCGAGGAGUUCAACGACGGCAUGGAGGACUGCAGCCAGUGCAAGAUGCCACAGACUUAAGACAUAUUACUUCUAUGUACAGACUCACAUCAAAAUACCACAAACUAUCACUUUAUCACAUAGUUUGAAAAGUAAAUCUGUCAGUUUUUAAUGGGCAAUUAAUUUUGGUCUUUGUAGCGAAGAAAAUGUGUUAGAGACUGAUAGUUUGAGAUAGAUUGAUGUGCAGUCUAAACGUAUUUUGAGAUACAUCAUGUGGUUUGGCUUACUACUACUACACCAAAGACAUUUCGGACCAACUUCAUAAGAGUAUAAGUUCAAUAAAAUGGCCCUGAAUGCCUUCUAUAAAUAUUUGUUGUAUGAAUUUAAGGUGCCUUAUCGAUUAUUUUAAAAUAAUAUCCUAAUAAUUAAAAAGUGAGCCAAACCACGCAUGGGCCUUCAGCAAGGUUCGAGGAAAUGCAAUUACACUGCUGCCACGUAAGGAUAAAAUCAACAAAAUGUAUUUGAGAAUUUCGAACUCCCCUAGUGGGUCUAGAAAACGAUAACCUCGUGCAGAAAGUUCAUAAUUUAUUGGCAGAGGACUGUUUUCAACAAGGUCCUGUCAUUGGACCAAUGAAUUUAUUCGAGGUUAUGUCAUAAAUUAUGUAAAAUAAAAAGAGACCUUGAAACAUAAUUUAUUAUAGACAUACAUACAGUACAAUUUAAUGUUCUA